UUAUUUCCAAAGGCGGCAAGGCGGCAGGCGCAGGCCUACAGCAAUGCAGCACAGCAUUCAAAGAUCAUCUUAUUAAGGAUUUAGUCUGCUUACUGUUCUCAAGUAAACUUUUCAACAUCCGAUUAAACUUAUUCCAAAAAGAUAAGUGACUUCAUUCUGAUUCACUUGUGUUUCUAAAACCGUGGCUUGUUGCUUGACAUAAAAAUGUCCGACGCUUCUCCCAUUAUAUUGGUUGAAGAAAUACGUCUCGGUUUGUUUCGAAUUUACUGGGAGUUAGACAACAGCAUGUGGAAAAAAGAAGAUGUCUACCAAGAAGAAUUUGAACUGUGUGGAUCGAAGAAGGGUAGAGAAUUCUACCUCAAUUUUGAACUCCAAGUAGUUGCAAACAAGAAUAGACCUUAUGACUUCAAAAUAACAAUUGAAGAUCUCUUGUGUACUGAUGGUAAUGAUUCUGAAAAGGAAGAAAAAGAAUCAACACACCAAUCUCAACAAGAACAACCACAGUCCAAACGUCAAAAGUUAAAUAAAUCAACAGUGCCAUCCAACAUGCUGCCAGCUAUGUUCCCCACUUACGUAUGGUUAGAUAGCCAUGUCAGUUCCACCAAUGAGCUGCCACUUUUGGAAGAUGAAGAAGGAAUUUGGGAAGUGGCAGUUACCAACCCGAACAUACAACCCUACAUCGCUGUAUGGAUGGAUUUCGGGACCAACGAAGUGAAGGAAAAACACGUCAUUACCGGACUAGCCGAUAUGUUCCACAACCAAAAACAAUGUGAUGUUCAGUUCGAGUUCAACGACGGGCAAUCUGUUGGUGCUCACAUAGUCAUCCUGUCCGCCGGGAGCCCUGUAUUUGCCGCAAUGUUUCAGUCGGAUUUCUUGGAGACCAAAACGCGUAAAGUAACCAUCGUCGACGUCGAAAUUGCUGUCUUUAAACAGUUACUCAUCUUUCUGUACACUGGUAAUGCUCCCAGAUUAGCGGAGGAAAGCAUCACGCGUCUACUCUUCGAGUUGGCUGAUAAAUACGGUGUUGGUGCUUUAAAGGAUGAGUGCGUCGACGUGUUACUUACUCAAUUCAACAUUGAAAACGUUAUUGACAUGCUGGUUUGGGCUCAUUUUCACUCAAUCGAAAAACUUUCUAAGAAAGCCAUGAAGUUCUUGGUGAAAAAUUUUCGCAAGCUCUGCGUCCAGCCCGAAUGGAUGGAACUGAUGAAAAAUCACCCUGAUUUGUGCCUCCGUGCUAACCAACAAAUGGCCGAACUUCUGCCCAAAACUGAAUCGGAAGAUUCCGAGUAACUAUUCUUUUCUUUGAUAAAAUAUGUUGCGUUGAUUUUUUUCUGAGUUUUUGCCGAGUUUGUGUCCGUUGAUAAUACCGUAUGUUUGGCA
Daphnia pulicaria is the source of this 1380-nucleotide messenger RNA. Its product is annotated as speckle-type POZ protein-like. Gene Ontology annotation, biological process: regulation of proteolysis; proteasome-mediated ubiquitin-dependent protein catabolic process. The record is from RefSeq and is a predicted model, not a curated record. Gene Ontology annotation, cellular component: nucleus; cytoplasm. Lineage: Eukaryota; Metazoa; Arthropoda; Branchiopoda; Diplostraca; Daphniidae. Bases 205 to 1290 code for a protein of 361 amino acids. Gene Ontology annotation, molecular function: ubiquitin protein ligase binding. The transcript is spliced from 2 exons.